ACCAAAACUCUGUCGCUCUCAGUGAGUCGUCCAGUCACUCGGGCCAGCAAACCACACUCACACAGACACGGAGGAUAGCACACACAGAGGACAAGACACACAGAGGACAGGACACACGGAGGACAGGACAGAAAGAGGACAGGACAUAAAGGCAGCAGACUGUACAGUUAAUUCUGGGCCUCUUCUGAGGGAGGAUCUCCUGGAUCUACUGGAUCUACUGGAAGACAACCCAGAUUAGAUCUCAGAAGAUCUCAGAAGAUUAAAACCUCCAAACCUCCAGUUUGCUGCUAGCAGGAGGAAUCCACUAGCAAGCCAAUCAACAAGAAGCAAACGAAUCACAGACUGGGUUCUAUGGGAGGUCUGUUGUGUGUGAACGACACAAAGAUGAUGAUGAAAGAGAGAGGAGCCACUGCUCUGAGAAGCUACUCCGUUGGUUUAACAAGAAGCUGACGGUCUAAAAGCUGCAGACCUCAGUAAGGUAGCUGGACCAUCAGUCAGAGAAGAGGACAGAAUCUGAAUAGUUUGUCAGAGCUGAUUAUUAUCCCGGAGGACGUUUCUCUUCCCUUCUUUCUCUUGUUCUCCAGACUGUAUCUCUCCAUCUCACCAACCGAUCUCUCUCUGCCCUGCUAUCACUCAGAGAGACAAACACACUUACAGUCAGAACUGGCUAUGUCUGUGUCAAUGAAAAUGGCGAUGGAUGCACUGUGUGUGUCUGACGGCGUUGGGUCGGGGGUCGGGAGUCGUGUGAGGUCCGACAGCACCUCCAGCACGGCGUCCCAAGGGUCAAAGGGUAGACUGCUGCUCCGACAGCGCCUGUCCCAGCUGCUGACCUGUGUAGAGGACCUGAGCUCUGAUGAUGAGGCUAACGAGGAACUGUCCCGCACUCUGGACGAAGCCUUUCAGCUCUGUGGACGCCCCCGAGACACCUUCAGGCUGCACAUGGUCACAUGGAAUGUGGCGACAGCAGAGCCUCCUGGUGAUGUCACUUCCUUGCUGCAGCUGGACGCCCAGCCUGCCACAGACCUCUACGUGAUUGGUCUUCAGGAGGUAAAUGCAGCUCCUUUGAGGUUUCUGUCAGACCUGCUGGUAGAAGACUCUUGGAGCCACCUACUGAUGAACACACUGGCCAGUAGGGGAUACAUCAAGGUAUCUUCAGUGAGACUGCAGGGGUUGUUGCUGUUGUUCUUCUCCAAGCAGGUUCAUGUCCCCUUCAUCAGAGAUAUCCAGACUACCUACACACGCACCGGCAUCUUCGGGUACUGGGUAUGGAGCUGA
Oncorhynchus nerka (sockeye salmon) is the source of this 1275-nucleotide messenger RNA. Its product is annotated as inositol polyphosphate 5-phosphatase K-like. Lineage: Eukaryota; Metazoa; Chordata; Actinopteri; Salmoniformes; Salmonidae. The transcript is spliced from 4 exons. Bases 670 to 1275 code for a protein of 201 amino acids. The record is from RefSeq and is a predicted model, not a curated record. Gene Ontology annotation, cellular component: plasma membrane; ruffle; cytoplasm. Gene Ontology annotation, molecular function: inositol bisphosphate phosphatase activity; phosphatidylinositol-4,5-bisphosphate 5-phosphatase activity; phosphatidylinositol-3,4,5-trisphosphate 5-phosphatase activity. Gene Ontology annotation, biological process: negative regulation of peptidyl-serine phosphorylation; phosphatidylinositol dephosphorylation; negative regulation of phosphatidylinositol 3-kinase/protein kinase B signal transduction.